This is a messenger RNA of Helianthus annuus (common sunflower), 2066 nucleotides long. RefSeq lists its product as uncharacterized. Gene Ontology annotation, molecular function: alpha-(1->6)-fucosyltransferase activity. The transcript is spliced from 8 exons. Lineage: Eukaryota; Viridiplantae; Streptophyta; Magnoliopsida; Asterales; Asteraceae. Gene Ontology annotation, biological process: protein N-linked glycosylation. Bases 144 to 1874 code for a protein of 576 amino acids. The record is from RefSeq and is a predicted model, not a curated record.
ACAUACACAUGACACCACCUAAUCCUUUCUUCCUCCAUACACCAGACUCUUCCGCCUUCAUAUCAUAUACAUACAAAUAUAGGAGAUAAGAGAUACAGAGCCAAAAGCAGAAGCCUACCUGAUGAUGAUACAUAUGUGAAAAAAUGGAGGGUAAUGGAAAAUCAUUGGAGAGAGUGGUGUCAUUGAAGGCUCUACAAUUGGGAAAUUCAUUUUCAUGCAAAAUAUGUGUGAUUGGAUUUCUAUGUGGAGUAUGUCUAACUUCUCUCUUUCUUGCUGCCCUCACUUCAUUUGCUUCUUUUCAGUUUUCCCCUAAUUCCACUUCCACUUCUUAUUUUAUCAAUGCAUUUACGGGCCGAGAAUGUGAUUCUAAACCUCAAGCAGUAGAAAGAAUGGUGAUAUCACAAAACUUGAUGGAGGUCCAAGUUAACAACCCGGUUAACUCAAUCUACUCAGCUUGGAGCACAAUGCUAAACAAGUCAAACACCGGCGAAGAAAUGUUUUCACAAAGUACAUUAACCGACGGUUCUAAGGUGCCUAGACCUCCUCAUUUGGAUAACUGUAAGUUGACGAGAGAAGCCAAUCAAAUUCUCGAUAAACGUACUGAAGACGGGAAAUUACCACCAUGGACAAUGUGGAAAGGUUUCUUGAAUAACUACCCUUUAUCGAAAAAAGAUGAGAAGCAAGGGUAUAAUGGUCAUCAAGCCAUCUCCAAAGGUGCUUACCCUCCUUGGAUUAAAGGGUCGGACGAAGAAAACUAUCCACUAACAAGGGAAGCGCAACGUGAUAUAUGGGUGCACCAGCAUCCUGUGAACUGUAGAGACCCGAAUGUCAAGUUUCUUGUUACAGAUUGGGAAACGAUACCCGGGUUUGGUAUGGGGGCCCAGUUUGCAGGGAUGUCUGGGCUUCUGGCAAUCGCCAUUAACGAAAAUAGAGUGCUUGUCACAAAUUACUAUAAUCGAGCCGACCAUGAUGGUUGUAAAGGUGCAUCGAGGUCUAGUUGGUCGUGCUAUUUUUUUCCUGAGACAUCACGAGAGUGUAGGGAACGAGCGUUUGAACUCCUGAACGAAAAAGGAGCAUUGGCUAGCGGAGUUAUUAGAGUAAAAGAAAACUACACAACCAAGCAUAUAUGGACUGGCCCAGUCCCACGAGUAUGGGGUAGUCCUUGGAGUUACAUGCAGCCAACAACAGAAGUAAACGGUACUUUAAUCGGCUAUCAUCGGAGAAUGGACUGGAGAUGGUGGCGAGCACAGGCUUUGCGCUAUCUUAUGAGGUUCCAAACAGAGUACACAUGUGGUUUACUAAAUGUAGCUCGACACUCGGCAUUUGGAUGGGAAGCUGCCGAGUUAGCUCACUCAAUGCGUAUUUCAGAAUAUUUCGAGGAAAACAUGAUAGAUUCUAGAUCCGCGAUCGAAGAGUACGUGUGGUCAAAUCACGAGCCAUGGACGCCAAGGCCGUUGCUAAGUGUGCACGUAAGGAUGGGAGACAAAGCAUGUGAAAUGAAGGUGGUUCAGUUUGAAGAAUACAUGCGUCUCGCCAACCGGAUUAGAAACCGUUUCCCUUAUCUGAAUCGAAUCUGGCUCUCAACCGAGAUGCAAGAAGUUAUCGAUAAAACAAAGUUAUAUACAAACUGGAACUUUUACUACUCAAACGUGAGACGACAAGUGGGAAACCUAACUAUGGCAGUCUAUGAAGCAAGCCUGGGUAGAGAAACAAGCACCAAUUAUCCGCUCGUAAACUUCUUGAUGGCUACCGAAGCUGACUUCUUCAUCGGAGCCUUGGGUUCUACUUGGUGUUAUCUCAUAGAUGGAAUGAGAAAUACCGGCGGAAAGGUGAUGGCAGGGUACUUGAGCGUUAACAAGGAUCGGUUUUGGUAAAUAUUGGGUCAAUUUAGCCAUUUGGGUUUGGUUGAUGAAACCGACCGGUGUGGAAUAUGGCUCAGGUUAAGCGUUAGCUUAGGCUCGGGAUGUGUAUAAAACAUCGAUGUAUAAUUAGGCUUCUAUUUGCAAGUAAAACAGAAGAAUUGUUUGAAAUUGAAAGGCAAUAAUAAUAUAUAAUUUAAACAGUAA